CAUAUGAGGGCUUUCCGCUGCUUCUGCACUGAGGCCGCAGGCAAUGUGUCGUACCAAUCUCUAACAUCUGUGUUAGAUCACUUUAAACAUCUUUACUAUCAUAGUCCGUUAGUUUACGUACUUUUCCUGCGCCUGAAAAUUGCCAUGGAAGGCUGCUUCCUUGAAUGUCUACAACGUUCGCAUGAUCCUAUACCUCUUCCUGACGGCAUCCCAGUCAAGCUUGGCCGAUCGCCUCUCACCAAGAUUACAGACCCGCGAUGUUCGCGAUCGCAAGUGGAAGUGACAGCAAAUUGGGAAACACAAAACAUACUGGUGAAGCAGCUUGGCACUAAUAUUACAUCUGUGGAUGGAAAGGACUUGCAUCAGGGCGAGACAGUUCAUAUGUCCCCGACGUCAACACUUUUUGUUCUCAAAGGUAUAUAUCCUCAUAGGAUACACUUCAGAAAGUCUUCUCCAGUAGCAGCAGACGACACAACAGACAAAGAUAAAUCUGCCGACAGUAAAACUGUACCAAAUUUAAGUGAGAAACUGAAAAGAGCUCACCCAGAAAAUAAUCACAAAACAGGGGAGCAUACUCCAGCCAAGAAACAAAAGCUUUUGGAUCACAAGCUUGAUAAUGAGGUUAAAAAAGAGAAAGAGACUGAAAAAGUGUCUCUAGGGAAAACAGAGUCACUGACAAGAAUUAAUGGUGCAGAAACCUCUUAUAGCAAAAAAGUCAGUGAACAUUUCACUUCUUUGAAAACUAAGUCUCCUGGACCAGAUGAAGAUGGUGCUCAGCAUAAAGCCAACAGUAAAAGUAAAAGAGAGUCCACAGACAAUAAUGGGCUGCCUGGGAAAACUAAGUCUGUGAAAAGGCUUCAGGCAGACAGCACAGAUGAAGAUUCACAGAUUGAGGAUGUGUCUCGAAAACUCAAAGAAUUAAAGGAAUCUGCAAAAGCCAAAAAGUUAGAAAAAGCCAGAGAUGAAGAGAAGCAAUCAUCCUUAAAUAAAUCAUCUAGUUCUUUAAGUAAGAAGAAAAGUUCAUCAGAGAUGUCAUCGAAAAACAAGCCCAAAAGGGAAGGUAAACCUGCUAAGGAGUCAGAGUGGGUGUGUCAUGAAAAUAAAUUAUACAUAUUCACUUCCAAGGGAGUUAAAGCCAGUGACAAGAUUGCAGGCUUUGAUAUUGAUGGCACCAUAAUCACCACCCAGUCUGGUCGUGUCUUCGCUAAAGAUAUGACAGAUUGGAAAGUGCUGAUGCCUGAAGUAUUUGGUAAACUGAAACACCUUUAUGCUGCAGGAUAUAAGAUAGCUUUCUUCACAAAUCAGCUAGGUGUUGGGAGAGGUAAGCUGCUCAUUGAAGACCUCCAAAACAAGUUUGAGAAGGUGGUAGACAAGCUGCAAGUCCCUAUUCAGAUCUUUGUGUCCACUUCUGGAGGCUUCUAUCGCAAGCCUGCUCCAGGAAUGUGGCAGAUGCUGAAAAAACAGAGGAAUGAUGGCAUUCCAAUCAGCCUUGCAGAGAGUUUCUUUGUGGGAGAUGCUGCUGGGCGACCUGAGAAUUGGGCACCCAAAAAGAAAAAGGAUUUUUCAUGCAGUGAUAGAUUAUUUGCCAUCAAUGCAGGCCUGAAAUUUCACACCCCAGAGGAAUUCUUCUUGGGGCAGAAACCGGCUCCAUUUAAUCUGCCUGAGUUUGACCCUAGAAGUCUCAAUAAAGAUGCACCUUUAGUUCCCUUAGGGGAGGAGCUGAUAAGUCCUGAACAAGAAGUGGUGGUGUUUGUGGGAUUUCAAGCAUCUGGUAAAUCCUUCUUUGCUCGUCACUACCUGAUACCUAAGGGCUACGUGUAUGUCAAUCAGGACACACUAAAGAGCUGGCAAAGGUGUGUCAGUGAGUGCAACAAGGCUUUGGCAAAUGGCAGCAGAGUUGUUAUAGACAACACCAAUGUUGACCCCGAGUCUCGAGCAAGAUAUAUAGACUGUGCCAAGAAAGCAGGGAAGCCUUGCCGUUGUUUCUUUUUUGAUCUUUCCAUCGCCCACUGUCGACAUAAUGAAAGGUUUCGAGAGAUAAUAGACUCUUCGCAUAAGCCAAUCAACGAACAGAUCUUCCAUUCCACCAAGAACAAGUUUAAAGAACCAGAAUUGAGAGAGGGCUUCAGUAAGAUCCUCAGAAUUAACUUUGUACCAAAGUUUGAGAACAAGCUACAUGAGAAGAUUUAUCGACAGUUCCUUCUGGAAAAGUGAUCUCUUCUGUCUGGAAACAUCUAGAAUAGUUGCUACUUAACGAGUACAGCAAGCACCAUCUGGGCUAAAUUUUUUGUCUACAUAAGUGACAGGUUUGGUGCUGGGCUGAGUUAAAUGGCCUUCCCUAUCCCUACUUGUGGUCCACCUCACAAAUUUAUGUUCCUUUUUUUUUUUUGUAUAAAGGUGACAGGUGAACACUCAAACUAACCAAGGUUUCUUGAUAAAACCUGGUUAGAAAGUAAGCAUUUCUUUAGCACAUUUAGAAAUUGGGAUGUUGAUGAUAAACUCAGUUUUCUUUCUGAUUUACAUUUUUUGUCUCAUUCAAAAAGACUUGAAAAUAGGCACAUUGUGGUAUAUGAGGUGUGGUUACAUAACUCAUGUCUGCACACAGUACUGAUGUAAUGCGUUUAAAAGGCCUGCAAUUCAAAGGUUGUGUUAUGGAACGUAUGUUUUAUCUCUCUUGCCAAUGAAAGUGUAAAAGACACGAAGGAAUGUUAAACGCGUUUUCAAUCUCACCAGUUCUUAUUUGUACUUAUGGCUGAGCAACUAUACAAGUUGCUAGAUAAGGUCCGUCCAGGAGGAAUACCAUCCUGGGGCACAAGUAUGUUCUUAAGUAGCAUUUUAAUUAGGUAGGAAAUGGAAGAAGGUGCUUAAAUACUGCCGGCAGGAUGAAAUGCUCUGGCCUUCAUGAAAUGAAUACCAUCUCUUUGUAUUGUUACACAUAGGUUGGUGAGUGGAAAUAGGUUAUUUCAUGACAUGCUAUUCCUUAGAUGAAUGCUAAUAAACUUUGUUUGCAAACUGGAA
Messenger RNA from Pomacea canaliculata, 3018 nucleotides. RefSeq names its product bifunctional polynucleotide phosphatase/kinase-like. The record is from RefSeq and is a predicted model, not a curated record. The transcript has 15 exons. Lineage: Eukaryota; Metazoa; Mollusca; Gastropoda; Architaenioglossa; Ampullariidae. Gene Ontology annotation, molecular function: polynucleotide 3'-phosphatase activity; ATP-dependent polydeoxyribonucleotide 5'-hydroxyl-kinase activity; protein binding. Gene Ontology annotation, biological process: DNA repair. Bases 4 to 2214 code for a protein of 736 amino acids.